AUGAGUCCCACUCUUGCAGGAGCCUCUUUGCUCUCGGUCAAAAACUGGGUUGCUGUCGUCACUGGUGGAGGCACCGGAAUCGGUCUGAGUACGACCUCGCCAUUUAAAUCACUUGUACCCCACUGCCGCGGCAUCACCCACGCCGCCAAACGCCACGCAACCAAUCGGAAUCAUUGGCCUGCUAACGUUUUUAUGAAGUCCAAAGUUUACAUCACCGGACGACGUCAAGAAGUCUUGGAAAAAAGUGCCAGCGUCCACGGAUCUGCAGACAAGAUUGGCUCUUCUGGGGGUCAAAUCGUCCCUCUUGUUAUGGAUGUGACCAACAAGGACAGCAUCAAGGGUGCUGUCGACCACAUCGCUGAGAAUGACGGCUAUGUUAACGUACUUGUUAACAACGCCGGUGUGUGGACGACAAAGCCCGAGGCGGGUCCUGAAGAUGGCCCCGAGAAGUUUGGCAGCUCCAUGUUUGACCAGUCUAUUGAUCUUUGGCAGCAAGCUUUCCUCGUCAAUGCUACCUCCAUCUACUUUGUUACAGCAGCUUUUGUGCCACUGCUGGCAAAGUCCGUCUCCAGCCCCAUUGGCAAAAUGGGCAGCGUAAUCAACACCACCUCCAACAGCGGUCAGCUUAGAAUGUCCGAGGGCUCGCAGCUGGCCUACAAUGUUAGCAAGGCUGCUUCUGUGCAGAUGACCCGCCAACUGGCCUUUGACUUUAGCCACGACAACAUCAAGAUCCGCGUCAACGGCAUUGCACCAGGCUGGUUCCCCUCGGAAAUGACUACUGGAGGUUCAGACGACAACAACGAGAGCGCCUCGCAGGAAGACACCGCGUUCCAGAAGGAGAUGAGCGACAUUGGUGCCCGUGUGCCUCCUGGUCGCAUGGGCAAGUCGGAGGACUUGGCAAGCGGUCUUCUCAUGCUGGCUACGAACGACUACAUCUGGGGCAUGAAUCUGGUGAUUGACGGUGGCAUCUUGCAGAGCGUGGCUGGAAACAUCUAA
Exserohilum turcica Et28A is the source of this 996-nucleotide messenger RNA. RefSeq lists its product as uncharacterized. NCBI's taxonomy places the organism in Eukaryota, Fungi, Ascomycota, Dothideomycetes, Pleosporales, Pleosporaceae. The record is from RefSeq and is a predicted model, not a curated record. Gene Ontology annotation, molecular function: oxidoreductase activity. Bases 1 to 996 code for a protein of 331 amino acids. The transcript has 9 exons.